Columba livia (rock pigeon) is the source of this 6868-nucleotide messenger RNA. It is a transcript of the gene TENT4A, whose product is annotated as terminal nucleotidyltransferase 4A. Gene Ontology annotation, cellular component: nucleolus; TRAMP complex. The record is from RefSeq and is a predicted model, not a curated record. Bases 3218 to 4813 code for a protein of 531 amino acids. Gene Ontology annotation, biological process: RNA 3'-end processing. Gene Ontology annotation, molecular function: poly(A) RNA polymerase activity; mRNA binding. The transcript is spliced from 13 exons. Lineage: Eukaryota; Metazoa; Chordata; Aves; Columbiformes; Columbidae.
GGCCUCUGGGGCUGCUGCAGCCCGAGAGGAAAGGGGGACCUCGGCAGCCUCUCCUGUGGCCACCCUCUGGGCAUGGAGGCGGGUGGGUUGGGGUCACACUGACUCCUUUGGAGCCCGCUGUGGCAGCAAGGUCGAUGAUACGGGAUGGCGGAGCACAAAACCGUGUUCUUUUGUAAAUCACCUUGGUCUGUGCCAGCUGGGUGGCUCCUGGCCAAAGCAGUGAUGCAGGCCGGGCUUGGGAACCCAUAGAUACAGGGAGAUAGGCAUUACUUUGUGGUAGGUUGAGACUCGAAGAUGUCAGGCCACUUAGAGUAGUUAGAGCAGAGAUGGGUGAGGGAUGCCUCUCAGCUUUCUAGGGGUCAAUUCAAAUUGUAAGGGGAAAGUGGAAGGCUUCAGUUCAGAGUAGCUCGAAGAAGACUGUUGCACUGAUUUUUAAAUGCCUCUGUUUAGGCUGUAGCAGACUGUUUACUUUGGAGAGUGUUAAGAACAUCAGUUGAAAGGGAAGUGCCCAGUUCUUGCUGAAAUAAGCAUGAAAGUCAAUGUGGUCUCAGAACAUUUUUGAGGGAAAUGUUCUAUCUCUAGAGUAGAGAGAGUCAGCCAAUAUCUUAACUGAAAUCUUGGCUUUCUAAAGAGAACGCUUAUAUGAAGCUUAUCGUAUUCUGUGCCCAAAACCUUCUCAUAUAGAUGUAUAGUUAGUAACGUUGAGUAUUCAGUUUAGUCUGACAAGCAUGUAGAAGGGACCAAACUUGAACAAAGCACCUCUGGAGUGCUCCAUGAGGUUUCUAUAUUUCAGCUAUUAUAUUAUACUUGAUCAAGGGGAAACAUUGCUUUCUAAUGGUAAAGUUAUUUUAUUAAUGGAAAAAGUGCUAGCUGCAUUGACUGAUCAUAGCAGAUUUCUGAUGUCAUUUCAAAAAUAGUUUCUUGGAACUCCUAAAAUCCAAGACCUUUGGAUGCCCAUGGAGUAAAGGCACUGCAUAUUUGUAGAAGGAAAUAGAUAAAGAUAACAGGGUACGCUUUCACAGCUGGAGAAAUUUGAGAGAUUUAACUUAAGGACUUUGUCUUUUGUUUCUGUUUUGGGUGGUACUGUCAGGCGCUGAGUGCAUUAAAGUUAUUCAGAAGUAUUAAAAUAUGUUUUUAAAGUUCUGUUUUUGCACACUGUAGCCUCUCCUGGGGAAGACUUGUGACUACUGCUUUUUAAUUCCAAACUGACACUGAAAAUGAAAAUUGCUUACAGGAAGCCAAGCUUUGGAUGUUUAAGAGGUGUCAUAAGCUUUCAGUCCUGUAUUAAUAAGAUGUGUGUCUCAAAUUCAAAUGUUACUUUAAGAAUAGCCUGAAUUUGGUUUAUUUCUAUAGACAAGCAGUAGAACACUGAAUUAAUAUUUUAAUUUAUGUAUGUAAGACAAGUCAGUGUCACUGAGGUAGAUCUUCAGGCAGGUGGGUGAGGGAGUUGCCUGAGGUCACCCAGCAGGUCUUUGCCUGGAUUCGAUUCCAGGUUUGCCAGUGCAGCUUCUGUCCUCUGAUUGUUAGGUAGCACCACCUAUACCGGUCACAUAUCCUUAUCUUGCAUCUUCUGCCCAUUUGUUUUCUGUUGGCUUUCAUUUGAUAAAGAUUAGGCCACUUUUCAGGUAUGUGUUUAUAGAGAAUCUGUUUAGCCAAGCUUCAGUUGCGCUAUUCAGUUCCAUAAUACACGUUAUUUUGCUGAUGAGUUAAUGACAAGUGAUUUGAAAGCAGAAGCUGUGUUUCCUGAUCUUCUGUCAAGAAUUUGUAUUACUACAGUGAGACUUGGUGCUGGGGUGAGACACCGGUAACUACAGCAUGUGUGAUUCCAUAAUUCCAGACUGUCUUAUGAUUAAUUUAUCAUAUCAUUGUGUCACAUAACUGUAGAAAUGUCAUAGCUUUCCUUAGAGUAGCAGGGAGCUAGUGCUGAAAGAGAGCAUGGAAGUUGAGACCAUAGACUUAAAUAUGAGAAGCAGUUUCUGCCUUAAACUUUGAGUUCUGUUACCCAAGGUGAACAUUGGAUGAGCGUGUAUUCUAAACCAAUUUUCUUUUUGGUGUUAGAAUCUUUUAUUAAGUGCUUACAUGAUUGGAAUAACAAAAAUGUUGUAAUUAGUGUACUAGUGUUGUAAUUAGAUACACUUUAGGUAUCUACUGCAGUAAUUUCUGACUACUAGUGAGUUUCACUUCAUUUUCCUGAAGCCAGGCUGGUGUAUUAUUUGCCUCCUCAAAUAAAAAUACACUGAAAAGACUUGGGUGGGAACAGAUCCUUACAGAAGUUUCUUUUGGAUCCUUUACAUUCCUGCUUUGUUGCCUGGUAUUACUUGACACUGUCAGCCCGGUCCUGAAGCAUCACUUCCAUAACUGUGAUGUUUGAGUGGCAGAGGGUCCUCAGUGGUGUCAAACUGGUGUGUGCAACUGUCAAAGAAUGUGAUCCUUACAGCUAUCUGUUGCAGCCUGCUUUGGACACAGAUUAUGGGAAGAAGGAUUUGAUCAUUGUGAUGCUCUUGUGCUCAUUUUAUGCAUGAAUGUUAGAGCUUACUCUGUCAUGAAAAUUGUUCUCUGCGGAAUGUUUUUCUGUAACGCGCUGAAAUUUCUAAGUGAUAUGCAGUAGCUCACAGUGUUACUGUAGUGUAUUUUGGUAGCUGACUAAAGGGUAACCUCCUUGACUUUUCCCAGGCUGCAGUAGUACUUUUGAUGAAGUGCCUGCACGCUUUGAAAUAUUACUGUGCUGUCCUCUCUUUCUUGUUCAGAGCUGGAGAUGGUCUGUAGCAGUGCAAGUUGUCACCAUUUUUUGAAAUGGAUCAUAGUCAGUGGCUUUGUGAUGGUAGAUAUGGUGACGUUUGGAGUACUUUAUGUUGUAAAGGCUGUGAUUUGCUCUGUUUUAUGUACAGCAUUCCUUUGUUUCCAGUGGACUCACACCUAUUGCUUUUACCACCUUCUGACAGUAGCAUGCCCAUCUUUGUGUUGUAAAGGAAAUUCUCCCUCUCAUAAAAUGCAAGUGUGAAUAGCCAUGCUUGAUUAGAUUUCAUCCUAAAUCUAUGCUUUUGGAUGCUCUAGAUUGACCUGUGUUAUCUUUUCCCAGAUUUUUGGAAAGUAAGGAGUGAGGAGAACAAAGCCAUAUAUAUUCCAGUGCCUCAACAAAGUAAUUAAUAUAGCAGCAGUGUAAAUUUUUAAAUGUUUUAGGUUUAGGUUAGGAGUAUAGCACAGUGGAGAUGACAGAAUGAUUGACUACAGAUAUGAUGCAGAAAGGAAUCCUGACACUUUAAAACUGGGCAUAUGGUCUGUUGGAAGCUAUCUGUUAGAGUGGGAAUUCUCUAACGUCUCAGGGAAGAGACUACAUGAAGAAAUAAUUGACUUCUAUGACUUCAUGUCCCCUCGUCCUGAAGAAGCAGCUAUGAGAAGAGAAGUGGUGAAAAGAAUAGAAACGGUCAUCAAAGAUCUUUGGCCUACAGCUGAUGUCCAGAUAUUUGGCAGCUUUAGUACAGGGCUUUAUCUUCCAACUAGUGAUAUUGAUCUAGUUGUUUUUGGGAAAUGGGAACGGCCCCCUUUACAGCUGCUAGAGCAAGCACUAAGAAAACACAAUGUGGCUGAGCCAUAUUCCAUUAAAGUACUUGAUAAAGCUACGGUUCCAAUAAUAAAACUUACUGACCAGGAGACAGAAGUGAAAGUUGACAUCAGUUUUAAUGUAGAAACUGGUGUGAAGGCAGCUCGAUUUAUCAAGGAAUAUAUGAAGAAAUAUUCUUUGCUGCCUUACUUGAUUUUAGUAUUAAAACAGUUCCUCCUUCAGAGGGACUUGAAUGAAGUUUUUACUGGUGGAAUUAGUUCUUACAGCCUAAUUUUAAUGGCAAUUAGUUUCCUGCAGCUGCAUCCAAGAAUUGAUGCCAGAAGAGCUGAUGAAAACCUUGGAAUGCUUCUGAUAGAAUUUUUUGAACUCUAUGGAAGGAAUUUUAACUACUUGAAAACUGGUAUUAGAAUAAAGAAUGGAGGUGCCUAUAUUGCCAAAGAAGAAAUCAUGAAAGUCAUGACUAAUGGAUACAGACCAUCCAUGUUGUGUAUUGAAGAUCCUCUCCUGCCUGGAAACGACGUUGGCAGAAGUUCUUACGGUGCCAUGCAAGUGAAACAAGUUUUUGAUUAUGCCUACAUUGUUCUUAGCCAUGCAGUAUCACCACUUGCAAGAUCAUACCCAAAUAGAGAUUCUGAGAGCACAUUAGGUAGAAUCAUCAAAGUGACCCAAGAAGUGAUUGACUACAGGGCCUGGAUUAAAAAGAAGUGGGGGAGCAAAAUUAAUUUAUCACCUGAGCUUGAUAAUAGGUUGAAAAUAAGAGACCAGAUAGCUCCGUGCAAUGGGGAACAGCAGCAGAACAGAGACUCUGAAACAUCAUACAACCAACACUUGGCUUUGUCAUUGGCUAGUACACAACAGCUGUCCUCUGGCUCAUCCGCCUCUUCGGUAUCAUCACUCUCCGGCAGUGACAUUGAUUCUGAUACACCACCUUGCACAGCUCCUAAUGUUUACCAGUUCAGUCUGCAAGCACCGACUCAGCUUAUGGCCAGUUUACCACCCGCAUUGCCUAUGCCAAGUGGUAAACCCCAAUCUGCGCCUACGAGAACCUUGAUAAUGGCCGCCAGUAAUCAGCAGCACAGUGGAAUGAAGUUCUCCAUGAAAGGAACUCAUAACCAAGGCAACGGCUACAGCCCUGUCAGCAGUGGAGGCAUGAGGCAACCGGUUGGUAACCGAGGACACCACCAGUACAAUCGGAAUAUAUGGAGAAGAAAAAAACACAGAGACAGUUUGCCUAUUAGUCUGAGCAGAUAAUGGCGGAUGCCAAAAUGACCUUCCCUGUUCAGACAAACUGAGCGAGUGCCACUCGACUUGAGGGAUGGAGACCAGCGUCCAGCACAUCGUUUUAUUGGUGUUGCCAAAUAUCUGCAGCUGACUUCUUUGCAUGUUUUUUGUGUGGUGGUUCAGUCCAUCUUCAAGAAGUAGUUGUGCUUAUCUGUGAAGCCUUAUUAAAACGUGGAAGUUUGUUUUCUGCCUUCCCACAAUGGUUCAUACAGUGCCGAAGCAGCUCUGACAAUGGAACUGUGAGGACAUUCUAAAAAUGCUGUGGCUUUUUUGCUGUGGCUGCAUCUGUUCCUUUGUGGGUUCUGUUUUCUUUUGUUUUAGAAGUGAAGGAAACUUCGGCCCCUUGGAAUUAUUUCUUUGCAGCAAAUUAAGUUGGGAAUUUAUAAAAGUAAAUUUGCUGCUCUCCUGUUUUUGUUUCAAAGUUCAGAAUUUUUUGCUCUGUAAAUAUUGGAAGUAUAAUUUGUGCAAUAACUCAGAAUUUUUAAUUUAACUUCAUAUUGUCACAUAAGUUAUAUUUAAUGGGAAGAGGUUUUUUAAUUUACAGAUCCUUUCCCAGGUUGCAUUAUCUAAGUUGGGUUCAUAGUUUUGGCAGGUUGUCUGAGCAGUGUUACAAACAUGACAUUUGGUAAUAUUUGAGGCUUCUUGAUUCACAAUGAAAGUGUGAUUUGGCUUAUGGUUUUAAGAAGGUAUUAAGCUCCAAAGCAUUUUGACCCUGUGUUUUUUAGCUCAUUGUCUGGCCUCUAUCAGUUAUCUUGCUCUGACCAAUGAGUUUGAAUUUUAUUCCUUUAACUAGACAACAAAUCCAGAAUUUGUCGUACCGGAAGUAAAACUUUUGAAAGGAGGGGGAAAAGGGUGUUUCAAGUCCUGAUGUGAAAUUAAAAAGCUGUGAGCUACAUGCUUUGAUGCGUUUUAGUAAUGUAACCUGUUAAUGUUUGGGUUCAAACGACAUUAUUAAAUAGAGGUACCCGGCUUAAGGAAUGUGGAGAAAGGAAAUAUGUUGAUUCCAUUAAGGAAUCUGUAUAGCAGUAUGCAUUAGUUCUGUUAAGAGCAAAUAUAUAAAAAGUACUUCAGCUGCUCUGAGCAUUACAAGAAGUAUCUUUUGAUGUAUUGCAGGAGAGCACAGCCCGGUGUUGUACACAGUAUGAGUGGCUGGCACUUAAUUUACAGAUGCAUACAGGUAUACUAUGCAAGUGUGUAUUGCCAUGACAAACACUGUCUUUAACUUUUUGAAAAAUGUACAUCCUGCCUAACGCUGAGUUUUUAAAGCACCACAGUUGUCCUGGGAGUAGGUCACAUCUCACGCCCUCUGACUGCCCGUUUAUUUUUAAUGAGAGUUCUUAAGCUAUACCGAAAACUACAGAUCAGUCAUGCUAACCCACUAGCAGAGAAAGUUGAAGAAUCCUGUUAACAGGACAUCUAUACUGUGUACAGAUAUAGAGGGUUUUAAAACUGAUAUCUGAAUAUUGAAAUGAGGUGUCGAGCAUGAAGCUUUUUAAUAUGCUGUAUGCAUUUGAAGCAGAAGUAGUUCAUGUUAUUACCGAAUCUGUCAAACACGAACAGGUCCUUGAGGGGAGAGAGGGCAACAUUCCAAAGUAGAGUAGCGCAUAUCUGUUUGCAAAAAGUUUGUCUUAAUGCUCCAGACUCAUCACAAUUAAGAAGUUUUAAAAAUUGUGAGCUGAUUCAUAAAUAAUAUCUAAGGGCUGUUACAUGAGCCUGUACUGCUUAGUCUUCACACACUAGCAAUAUUGAGCAUAACUACAUUAAAGAGCCUUCAAAGGCUUUAGUUGGUGUCUUAUACUAGAGUCCAUUUUAAAGCAAAUCUCAUUUGAAAAGUGGUAUCAUGUAACACUUCAGUCAUGGUGAACCAAAUAAAUUGGCCUGGCUAUCACUGUGGUUAUGUGCUACAGGUUUAAAAAAAUCAUGUUUAAAUUUUUUGUGUGGACAACUAUGUGGAAGCUAAAAUUGACAUAUUUUUAUGUAAAGUUUUCUAUUCUUUGAUUUUUAAUAAACUUUGGAGACCAGUCA